Molecule: messenger RNA, 1329 nt
Organism: Lepus europaeus (European hare)
Lineage: Eukaryota; Metazoa; Chordata; Mammalia; Lagomorpha; Leporidae
Gene: CFAP298
Product: cilia and flagella associated protein 298
Exons: 7
Coding region: 157-1029 (290 amino acids)
Biological process (GO): regulation of cilium movement
Source: RefSeq, a predicted model, not a curated record
AGCUGCCCCCGCGCGGCCGGGGCUGUGUUUUGCGUUGCCUUGACAACAGCCACUUCCGGGAGCGGCGGCGACGCGCAGCCCGGGGCCCUGGGCCCGGAUUCCGGCCUCCGCUCGGCCGGGAGCGUCUCCGGCCAGCGUCGGGCCGCCGGCGCCGCCAUGGUUGUGCUGCACGUGAAGCGGGGCGACGAGAGCCAGUUUCUGCUGCAGACGCCCGGGAGCACCGAGCUGGAGGAGCUCACGGUGCAGGUGACCCGGGUCUACAACGGGCGGCUCAAGGUGCAGCGGCUCUGCUCAGAAAUGGAAGAAUUAGCAGAACAUGGCGUGUUUCUCCCUCCGAAUAUGCAAGGACUGACUGAUGAGCAGAUCGAAGAGCUGAAACUGAAGGACGAGUGGGGCGACAGGUGUGUCCCCAGCGGGGGCUCCGUGUUUAAAAAGGAUGACAUUGGACGAAGGAACGGACAAGCCCCAAAUGAAAAAAUGAAGCAAGUCUUAAAGAAGACUAUAGAAGAAGCCAAAGCAAUAAUAUCUAAGAGGCAAGUGGAGGCCGGCGUCUGCGUGACCAUGGAGAUGCUGAGAGACGCCUUGGACCAGCUCCGCGGCGCCGUGAUGAUUGUGUACCCCAUGGGGUUGCCGCCCUACGAUCCCAUCCGGAUGGAGUUUGAGGACAAGGAAGACCUGUCGGGAACUCAGGCGGGACUGAACGUCAUCAAGGAGUCCGAGGCACAGCUGUGGUGGGCAGCCAAGGAGCUCCGCAGGAGCAAGAAGCUUUCCGACUACGUGGGGAAGAACGAGAAAACCAAAAUCAUCGUCAAGAUCCAGCAGAGGGGACAGGGCGCCCCCGCCCGCGAGCCCAUCAUCAGCAGUGAGGAGCAGAAGCAGCUCAUGCUGUAUUAUCACAGAAGACAGGAGGAGCUCAAGAGACUGGAAGAAGACGACGACGACUCCUGUUUAAAUUCCCCCUGGGCGGAUAGCACUGCCUUGAAGAGACACUUUCACGGAGUGAAGGACAUCAAGUGGAGGCCAAGAUGAAGCGCGGCCGACGAAGCUGUCAGAGCUGCUUGCUCCCCUUUGUCCUUGGCAGACGAAGCUGUCAGAGCUGCUCGCUCCCCUUUGUCCUUGGCAGCACGUUGCCACCGAGGCAGCGUCGCCCCCCUCCCCAAAGAGGUUGGAGUUCCAGUUUGCCUUUGGUUUGAGUUUUUACAGUAGCAGUCAUUUGGUCUUUUAGAACCAAAUAAGUACAUCCUCCUAGGAAGGUGUACAAUUAUUUUGUUCCAGGACAAAUACUUAGUUUCUUGGGGUUUUCGUUAAUAAAAUACUAAUGGUGGAAUU